Molecule: messenger RNA, 3210 nt
Organism: Micropterus salmoides (largemouth bass)
Lineage: Eukaryota; Metazoa; Chordata; Actinopteri; Centrarchiformes; Centrarchidae
Product: NLR family CARD domain-containing protein 3-like
Exons: 7
Coding region: 1-3210 (1069 amino acids)
Molecular function (GO): protein binding
Source: RefSeq, a predicted model, not a curated record
AUGGCAACAUCCAAAGUAUUCCUCUUGCAAACUUUGGAGGAUUUGGGAGCCGAGGAGUUUAAAAAAUUCAAGUGGUACCUGCAGCAGUCAGAGGUCCUGGAAGCCUUCCCCGCAAUACCAAAGAGUCGACUGGAAAAUGCCGAGAGGGUGGAUACAGUGGAUGAGAUGGUGCAGACUUACUGUAUAAACACUAUAAAAGUCACCAAAAUGGUUUUAGGGAAGAUAAACAAGAAUGAUCUAGUGGGAAAUUUAUCAAAACACGCAUCAGAACCUACAGAGAUUCUUGCUGCGUGCCAGCAAAAACUCAAAUCCAACUUUCAAAAGAAGUAUCAGUAUGUGUUUGAGAAAGUCACAAAAACAGGGAAUUCAGAACUUCUAAAUAAGAUCUACACAGAGCUCUACAUCACAAUGGAAGAAACCGGAGAAAUCAACAUGGAACAUGAGGUCAGACAGAUUGAAACAGCAUCCAGGAAACCAGACAGACCAGAAACAACCCUCAGACAAGAAGACAUCUUUAAAGCCUCACCUGGAAGAGAUGAACCAAUCAGAACAUUGAUGACUAAGGGAGUGGCUGGCAUUGGGAAAUCAGCUUUAACACAGAAGUUCACUAUGGACUGGGCUGAAGACAAAGCCAACCAGGACAUACAGUUCACAUUUCCAUUCACUUUCAGAGAGCUGAAUGUGCUGAAAGAGAAAAAGUACAGCUUGGUGGAACUUGUUCAUCACUUCUUUCCUGAAACCAAAGAAGCAGGAAUCUGCAGGUUUGAAGAGUUCCAGGUUGUGUUCAUCUUUGACGGUCUGGAUGAGUGUCGACUUCCUCUGGACUUCCACAACAAUGAGGUCCUGACUGAUGUUAGAGAGUCCACCUCAGUGGAUGUGCUGCUGACAAACCUCAUCAGGGGGAACCUGCUUCCCUCUGCUCGCCUCUGGAUAACCACACGACCUGCAGCAGCCAAUCAGAUCCCUCCUGAGUGCGUUGACAUGGUGUCAGAGGUGAGAGGGUUCACUGACCCACAGAAGGAGGAGUACUUCAGGAAGAGGUUCAGAGAUGAGGAGCAGGCCAGCAGAAUCAUCUGUCACAUCAAGGCAUCACGAAGCCUCCACAUCAUGUGCCACAUCCCAGUCUUCUGCUGGAUCACUGCUACAGUUCUGGAGGAGGUGUUGAAGACCAGAGAGGGAGGAGAUCUGCCCAAGACCCUGACUGAGAUGUACAUCCACUUCCUGGUGGUUCAGUCCAAACUGAAGAACGUCAAGUAUGAUGGAGGAGCUGAGACUGAUUGGAGUCCAGAGAGCAGGAAGAUGAUUGAGUCUCUGGGAAAACUGGCUUUUGAGCAGCUGCAGAAAGGCAACCUGAUCUUCUAUGAAUCAGAGCUGAAAGAGUGUGGCAUCGAUAUCAGAGCAGCCUCAGUGUACUCAGGAGUGUUCACACAGAUCGAUAAAGAGGAGAGUGGACUGUACCAGUACAAGGUGUUCUGCUUUGUCCAUCUGAGCCUUCAGGAGUUUCUGGCUGCUCUUCAUGUCCAUCUGAUCUUCAUCAACUCUGGUGUCAAUCUGCUGGAAGAAGAACAAUCAACCUCCUGGCUGUGUAAACUCUUCAGAGACAAACCUAAACUAACACAUCUCUACCAGAGUGCUGUGGACAAGGCCUUACAGAGUCCAAAUGGACACCUGGACUUGUUCCUGCGCUUCCUCCUGGGUCUCUCACUGCAGACCAACCAGACUCUCCUACAAGGUCUGCUGAAACAGACAGGAGAAAGCUCAAAGUCCAUUUCCAAAACAGCUGAGUACAUAAAGAAGAUGUUCAGGAAGAAUCUUUCUCCAGAGAGAAGCAUCACUCUGUUCCACUGUCUGAAUGAAUUGCAAGAUCAUUCUCUAGUGGAAGAGGUCCAACAGUACCUGAGAUCAGAAAGUCUUUCAACAAAUAAGCUAUCUCCUUCUCAGUUGUCAGCUCUGGCCAUGAUUUUGCUGUCAUCAGAAAAAGAUCUGGACGUGUUUGACCUGAAGAAAUACUCUGCUUCAGAGGAGGCUCUUCUGAGGCUGCUGCCAGUGGUCACCGCCUCCAACAAAGCUCUGCUGAGUGGUUGUAACCUCUCAGAGAGAAUCUGUGGAGCUCUGUCGUCAGUUCUAAGCUCCCCAUUCUCUAGUCUACGAGAGCUGGACCUGAGUAACAACAACCUGCAGGAUUCAGGGUUGAACCUGCUCUCUGCUGGACUAGAGAGUCCACACUGUUCACUGGAAACUGUCAGGCUUGGUUUGUGUAAACUGUCAGUGACAAGCUGUGAGGCUUUGUCCUCAGUUCUCAGCUGCCAAUCCUCUAGUCUGAAAGAGCUGGAUCUGCAAAACAAUGACCUGCAGGAUUCAGGAGUGGAGCAGCUCUCUGCUGGACUGGGGAGUCCACAUUGCAAACUGGAAACACUCAGACUGUCAGGUUGUCUAAUCACAGAGGAUGGCUGUGCCCACCUGGUUUCAGCUCUGAGAUCCAACCCAUCCCAUGUGAGAGAGCUUGACCUGAGCUACAAUCAUCCAGGAGACUCAAGCGUGAAGCUGCUGUCUGCUGGACUGGAGGAUCCACACUGGAGACUGGACACUCUCAGGGUGGACCAUGGUGGGGCAGAGUGGUUAAAACCUGGUCUGAGGAAGUAUUUCUGUGAACUCACACUGGACACAAACACAGCAAACAGAUUCCUCAAACUGUCUGACAACAACAGGAAGGUGACACUGGUUGCAGAAAAAAAGCAGCCAUAUCCUGAUCUUCCAGAGAGAUUUGACAGCUGUUAUCAGCUGCUGUGUGGAAAUGGUCUGACUGGUCGCUGUUACUGGGAAGUCAAGUGGAGAGGAGAGGUUGAUAUAUCAGUGAAUUACAGAGGAAUCAGCCGGAGAGGAGGCGGUGAUGACUGUGUGUUUGGAAGAAAUGAUCAGUCCUGGAGUCUGAGGUGCUCGGAUGUUCGUUACUCUGUCUGGCACAAUAACAGAGAAACAGUCCUCGCUCUUUCCUCCUCCUCUGUUUCUCACAGAGUAGCAGUGUAUGUGAACUGUCCUGCUGGCUCUCUGUCCUUCUACAGAGUCUCCUCUGACACACUGAUCCACCUCCACACCUUCAACACCACAUUCACUGAACCUCUUUAUCCGGGCUUUGGCUUUGGCUUUGGCUUUGGAGUGGAGUCUUUCAUGUUGUCACUGGAGUCCUCAGUGUCUCUGUGUUCUUUGUAG